AUGGAUUUGCCUGGACCAAUACAUGAUUUUCUUUUAGUUUUUCUGGGAUCAGGUCUUAUAUUAGGAAGUCUAGGGGUGGUAUUACUUACCAAUCCAAUUUAUUCUGCCUUUUCCUUGGGAUUGGUUCUUGUUUGUAUAUCCUUAUUUUAUAUUCUAUCAAACUCCCAUUUUGUAGCGGCUGCGCAGCUCCUUAUUUAUGUAGGAGCUAUAAACGUUUUAAUUCUAUUUGCUGUGAUGUUCAUGAAUGGUUCAGAAUAUUACAAAGAUUUGAAUCUUUGGACUGUUGGAGAUGGGAUUACUUCGUUGGUUUGUACAAGUAUUUUGGUUUCACUAAUGACUACUAUUUUAGAUACGUCUUGGUACGGGAUUAUCUGGACGACAAAGUCAAACCAGAUUAUCGAGCAAGAUUUGAUAGGUAAUAGUCAACAAAUUGGAAUUCAUUUAUCAACAGAUUUUUUUCUUCCAUUUGAACUCAUUUCCAUAAUUCUUUUAGUUGCUUUGAUAGGUGCAAUUGCUGUUGCUCGUCAAUGA
Eucalyptus grandis is the source of this 531-nucleotide messenger RNA. The record is from the annotation of a RefSeq genome assembly. NCBI's taxonomy places the organism in Eukaryota, Viridiplantae, Streptophyta, Magnoliopsida, Myrtales, Myrtaceae.